CGACCGAGUGGGCGGGUGUGACGACAUACAGUGCGCCUCUGUGUCAGUGGUUAUGCGCGUCCUUGCCACGGUGGGCAAUAUUUCGAGCGGCUGCGGGUGGGGCGGCAGGAACAGGGGCGUAGGGAGGCGGUCCUCGAUUGGGUUCUCGAGGAGUGCUCUCUGGCCUUCUUUGUCUUCGGAGAGUGGUCUUUGCACGUGUCGAUAUCGUUUAAGUCGGUCGUGUUUCUUGCUCAUUCGACGCUAAGGCUUCAUUCGCAUCAUUUUCACUUCAUUUUCGUUCAAUCGCGAUGUACCUUAGUCGCAAGUGUCGUUUACUUUGAUUCGAAAUAAAGGAAAAAGAAAAACGGAGCCAGAUGCGGUGUUCAAGUGGCAGGGUAGUUACGAUUGUAGCUAAGUUAAACGCUCUUCCAGCGGGUGUUCCCGUGUACCACGGACUAAAUAGUCAGUCCUGUUUGGUAUAGUCAAGAAUGGAUUCCUAGCAUAAGGGUAAUCUGCAUAAAUUACGUUGACGACGAUCUUGUUUGUGUUAAGAAUAUACUACACCUAUAUUUAUCAUGAAACGAAGCGUGGAUGGGAGAAGUAUCAAUCAGGAGGAGAUCGAAGAUCAUGAUCUUUUACAAACGCAGCAGCAGCAGCAGCAGGAUGAAGCUGAACAGCAACAACAGCAAUUGGAACAGCAAACUGCCCAACCUCAAAUUCGUUUCUUAACCACAAAUGCAGCUGUUUUGCAGCAAUUGCAGCAGCAACAAGAUGUUCAACAACAAGCACAGCAACAACAGCAGCCACAAGUCAUUACUUUGCAACAAUUGCAAAAUUUUGUGCCUUUACAGACUCAGCAACCGCAACAUGAUCAACAAAGAGCACAAACCAUUUCUGUACAAUCUUUGCCUCAACAAUUUUUGCAGGGUGCUCAGUUGAUCAGUACUCAGGCUCAAGCUGCACUUCAGCAACAGCAACAACAGUCUCAACAACAGCAAACACAACAACAAUCGCAACAACAGCAACAACCGCAACAACAACUCAGUUAUAGUGUUAUACCACAGAUGCAAACCGUUAACAUUGAUGGCCAAGAAGCACUUUUUAUUCCAUCCUCUGCUAUGUCUGCUGCAGGAGGACAUCAUCAAAGCCAACCAACAAUGCAGUUCGCCACUGCUAAUGGCCAACAAGUUCAACUUGCUAGCCAGCAAGUACAACUGGCUAAUGGUCAGACUAUUAUUACACCACAGCCAGUUAGUUUGAUAAAAGCACCCAGUGUCUUUCCUACUUCUAUCAUACAGAAUAUCACUGCCCAAACUGUUCAAUUGCCAUCAGGGCAAAGUGUUCAAGUUAGACCUCUUCAGUUCCCUAUGCAACAUGUUCAACAAACUGUGCCUGUGCAAGUACCAGUUACUGCUAGUAAUGGACAGACAGUUUAUCAAACUGUACAUUUUCCAGUUCAAGCAUUGUCCAGUGUUUUCAAUGUGCCUGCCACGCAGAUGAUACCUCAGAUCACGCAACAAAUUCCACAAGUAGCUCAAAUAAUUACACCUAAUGGACAAAUUCAGCAAGUCCAGAUUGCCAACAUACCACAACUUCAAAGCUUACAAAAUCAACAGGUAACACAAGUAGCUCAGCAAGUUGCUCAGCAACAAGCACAGCAAGUAGUGCAACAGCAAGCUCAACCACAAGUUGUACAGUCUGUGCAGCAGCAACAGCAACAACAGGCGGCACAAGCUCAAGUGCAACAGCAACAACAACAACAAGUGCAGCAAGUUGUACAGCAAGUUAUACAACAGCAGCAGCAACAACAAGUUCAACAAGCGCAACAACAAUCAUCUACACCAUCUUCAACUGUAGCAACUUGGAGCACAACAGUAACAACUCCAAGCAACGUUCAGGUACUUGGAAUCGGUGCACUUGGAAGGCCAAUGCAAGGAAGCAACAAUGUAAUUACCACAAAAGAUGGACAGAAGAUUGAUGUACAGACGUUAUCAGCAUUAGCAAGACCACCAGAGUCAGUCGAGGGUGAUAUAAAGGUAGCCAGUAUUGAUGCUAGACAAUUAGCUAGCGGCCAAGUUAUACAUAUUCCUGCUGCUCAAACAACACAACCUGCAGUUCAGCCAAUUACAAUUGCAGGAACGCAAGCACAACAGCUAACUUUAAUUCCUGCAUCCGCGUUAGCAAGCUUAACUGCCCAGCAAGGUAACAUGAUGAGGAGCGUUGGUAACGGCAGUAUAAUGCAACUUCAACCUGCCGGUGGAAUGAACGCGGCAAAUGGUUUUCUUCAGUCGAUACCUGUGCAAAAUAUUCCAGGUCUAGGUAAUGUGCAAGUUAUACCUGCAAGUGCACUGCAGCCCGCCACUGUUCAAACGCUACCUGCAACAGCAGCUGCACCGAUUGUUGCUGCUCCAACCGUACAAUUAGAUUCGAACGAUCCGACAAAGUGGCAAAUUUUACAAACUCUUCAAUCGAAUAACGCGUUAACAACGCCCACCCCCACAUCACACCAGCAUCAAGUAGCUACCGCACCGUCUGCGAAUAUCGAGACAGAUUCUAAUAAGCAACAUCGUAGGAGGGUUGCUUGCACGUGUCCUAAUUGCGGAGAUGGUGAUAGGAAUAGAGAUAUGACUAGAAAACGGCAACAUGUAUGCCACAUAGCGGGUUGUAAUAAGGUAUACGGAAAGACCAGUCAUCUUCGGGCUCAUUUGAGGUGGCAUACCGGAGAACGACCGUUUGUUUGUAGUUGGAUAUUCUGUGGUAAGAAAUUUACCAGGUCGGAUGAGCUUCAGAGGCAUCGUAGAACUCACACCGGUGAAAAGAGAUUCCAAUGCCCUGAGUGUACUAAAAAAUUCAUGAGAUCGGACCAUUUGACGAAACAUAUAAAGACACACACGAAGAUUCGAAGUACGGAAGCAGCUACUUCAACGCAGGAAGGUUCCUCAGAUAGUCAAUCUUCAACGGAAGAAAAAAUUAUUAUCGCUCUGCACAAAGAUACAGAGCAGUCUGAUAUAGUUAUUACUGAACAAAUGGAUGAAAUUAAACCUGAACCAACGAAUCAUGUAACAAAGGAAUAAAAAUAAGAAUUAUGUUUUUUCCAUAUGGGAUCCUUUGCCGGGAAGAUUUAGGAAUAAAAAAAGCUGUUGGUUGAAACGUUGGUUGUUACAUUAACAACAUCGAUGAAAGAUUUAAAAAUCUAGGUAGUGUUACAUUAUUUAUGACAGUUCGCAAAGAUUAUCACAGUUAUAUUUUGCGAUGCUGCUAAACGAGAGGGGAAACUUUUUACAGGGAUUAUCGUAAUUCAAUAUAGUGUAUAAUCUAUUUUUGUAUUGAUGGGCGAAUUUUGUAAAUAUGUAUAAUAAUUGUAUAUUAAUUGUAAAAAGAAAGAUCUUUUGCACAAAAUGAAUUUUACACUUAUAAACAGUUUUUGAUAUUA
This is a messenger RNA of Bombus pascuorum, 3412 nucleotides long. Its product is annotated as transcription factor Sp4-like. The record is from RefSeq and is a predicted model, not a curated record. The coding region runs from base 555 to 3053 and encodes 832 amino acids. Gene Ontology annotation, molecular function: DNA-binding transcription factor activity, RNA polymerase II-specific; RNA polymerase II cis-regulatory region sequence-specific DNA binding. The transcript is spliced from 11 exons. Gene Ontology annotation, biological process: regulation of transcription by RNA polymerase II. Lineage: Eukaryota; Metazoa; Arthropoda; Insecta; Hymenoptera; Apidae.